This is a messenger RNA of Epithele typhae, 3831 nucleotides long. RefSeq lists its product as uncharacterized. The transcript has 13 exons. The record is from RefSeq and is a predicted model, not a curated record. NCBI's taxonomy places the organism in Eukaryota, Fungi, Basidiomycota, Agaricomycetes, Polyporales, Epitheliaceae. Gene Ontology annotation, biological process: positive regulation of TOR signaling. The coding region runs from base 1 to 3831 and encodes 1276 amino acids. Gene Ontology annotation, molecular function: protein binding.
AUGCUCCUUUCCAGUACCGGCGGGUCCUCGCGUCGCGCCUCCGUCACAAACGGUACAUCCAGCAGCGGUACUUUCAACCUGAAGUUGCCCGACGUCUUCUCCGACGCGCGCGAGCACGGCUACCGGGGCCCAACGCGACACGUCCGCCUUCCGCGUGCGACGAGCACGGGGGGCGGCGCGAUCGCGAAGGGCGAGGAUCCUUCACGGUGCGUUGUAGCUGGGCGGGAAUCGCUGCGGAUCCUGAGGAUGUCGGAGACUGGGCUGAGCUCACCGAGCGGGACAGAGCACAAGUCCGUCACGGGUCGCGGCGGCCACCGCAUUGACGCGUCUCGCAAUUACUGGGAGGGCAGUGGGCUCAAGGUCGACAGCUCGAGUACGGACGUGGUAUGGUGCCAUGGCGCGUUCAGCAACAAAAUCCUCACCGGCGCGCGGAACGGGGAGCUCAUCAUGUGGGAUUUGAACAAGGGCGGGUCGUCCAAGUACGAGCGUCGAAUACGUGACCACGCGCGGGCAAUCCAUGCCCUGCAAUAUUCCCCGAUAUUGCAGUCUUACUGCAUGUCUGGGUCGGCGGAUGGAGAUGUACGAGUUUGGGAUAUUCGAGAUCUGAGCAAAUCGAUCAUGCGCAUACAUCACCCCGCUCCCGUGCGCGCAGUCGCGUUCUCUCCUGUCUCGUCGCAGUCACGGCAUAUUGUCGUCGCGUUGGAAAACGGUAGCAUACAUCGAUGGGAUCUCAAGAUGGGACAGCGUGGGCAGCUGGACCGUAUACCGGUGGCACACCAAGGACCUAUAUUGACUUUGGAUUGGGCACCCCCUUCCUCACUGGCGGUCCCCACACCACCACGGCCGAGUGGUGCUUCCACCUGGUACGGAGGUCCCGGAGGAUUCUUCGAGGAGAUGAUGCCGUCUAUGCCAAUCGGAAGUGGACCACCCACUACACCAGAAGGGGAGAACACAGGACCAGCAUGGAUCGUGAGCGGUGGAAUGGACCGCUGUGUCAAAGUGUGGGACCUGUCGAGUGCGCCGACAAGACACGCCGCGUACAAACCUGCCUACUCCCUCUACGCAUCCUUCCCCGUCCGUCGCGUCUGCUGGCGCCCCGGGUACGAUUGCGAGCUCGCGAUCGUCUCGAACGCCGACUUUGGCAGCGGUUCGGACUUUGGACACGGCGCGCUCUCUGGGCCGACUUCGUCGAGUGGGAGCCUUUCGACGAUGAUGCACAGCCCGAGGAUCUCAGCGACGCAUCUCGCGGGCGGGCUCGACGGUGCGCGCACGCCUGACGAACGGUCGCGGUCGGUCGCUGCGUCCACCGACGACAGUGAUCCGGUCGAAAUAUGGGACGUGCGUAGGGGGUAUAUCGCAAAGUGGAUCGUCGGCGGGUCCGCUGCGGAGGGGAGCGUCACAGACCUGGAGUUCGCGGAUUCGCAUGCGCUGUGGGCGUUGCACUCUUCGGGGACGUUUUCUCAGCUCGACACUCGACAAUCCCGGAGGCCAAUCGAUGCGAUACCCAGGUCGGCGAUAUCGUGGAAUUCGACAGGAUCUAUAGCGUUUGUGACCGACAAGCCUCGGCGAUGGGAGAUCCCGUACGACGAUGUCGACUCGGACACUCGACAGGACAACACCCCACACAAAACGCUGGGCGACCCCCGAUAUCGUCCUACAACACAGAACGUCGGCGCAUUUGUUCACGAUGGCGCUGCAGAGGAUCUCGACACCAUCGCCAAGCUUGCGCGAGGAUAUGUGUACACCGGAGAAAGCAAGUCGGCUAUAUGCGCUCACAAUUGCAUCGUCGCCGAGCGAGCAGCGGCCUGGGAAGCUGCCCAGACCUGGUACCUCCUCGAAUCUCUCCUCACAGAGAUCAUACCUCCCCCCACUCCGCCGCUCUCACCUCUGCCGUUCGUCACCAGUCCGCCUCUUCCCCACUCAAAUUCCGCACCGGCUGCUAUUCCUACAGUGCAUUCUGUACCACAGACCCCAGCUCCGCACCGUGCAAGCACCUCCGGAAAAGAUAGGAGUCCUGGAUCGCUUGAGGGAAAGCAGCGUCGCUCGACCUCGGGUCAUCGUUCUGCCCACGGCACCACACCCACCUCUUCAAACGCAUCCUCGCCCCGGAAAUCCAGCAUCGGCCUUCCCAGCGUCCCUGCCGCGAUAUUCGCGCGGCGUGAGUCUGGUGCGGGUCUGCCCACACCCCUGCGGCCGCUCCUCCCUCCCUCCUUCCGUCGUCCAUCUUUCUCGACCCAAAGCUUCCACAGCACUCAGAGCGAAACGACGAGCGAAGGGGUCCGUGGGAGCCACAAGCAAUAUGGCGAGGGCGCGCUCGACGAUUCCGACUCGGACGAGAGCGGCAGCGAGGACGGAGACGGCGAUGACCCCGACGGCGAUGAAGACAAGGAUGGAGACGGGUCCGAGCCCCCGCACACCCCCGCGUCCUCCGGCUCGCGCUCGCCGUUCCCGCACCCGGGUCUGACGCACCGCGCGUCGAUCGCGCACCCGUCCCCGCUCUCACGACUGGCAGUGAGCCCGCAGACGUGGACGGAGGACGAGAAGGACGACAGCUCGUCGCCCUCGCCUCGCUCGACCUCGGACGACUCGGACGACGGGGACGACGGGUUCGCAGCCUCGCGCCGCCCUUCCGCUCUGCGCAUGGUGCGCCGCGAAUCCGCGCGGAGCCGGACACGGAGCCGGAGCUCGACCGUUGCGUCGUUCGUGGCGUCGCCGUCGCCCGCGGGCGGCCGGCGCGGGGUCACGAAGCAGGAGAGCCAGAGCAGCAUCCGGACGGUCACCGCGACGGACGGGGUGUCGACGCCGUCGGGGACGCUGGGCCGCGGGGACCUGCGCGCGCAGGAGACGCUGCGGGAGCUCCCGAUGCACGGGGCGGGGCGCGUGGGGAGCGUGCGCUCGCUGCACCAGCACCGGCGCGGAAAGUCGGACGCGGUCUCGGGGGAGUUCGUGUUUGGCACUGCGGGCCGCGAAGAGGACGACGGGUAUGAGGAGGCGCAGGGGGGCGGGAUGCGGUCGCAGGGCGAGCGGACGAAGGCGGCUGUGCGCGAGGCGGAGGAAAGGCUGAGGGAGUUGGCGUGGGAGACGAUGCGAGAACGUUUCGAGCAGUAUGCAGACGAGGGCGAUGUUAUCAUGUGCGCGAUGCUGUCCAUGAUCGUGCCCAAAGAGCUCAAGGUUGUAAAGACUCGGGUCGCACGGUUCAUCGAGUCGUACAUUGAGAUUCUGACGCGUCUGCGUCUGCACACAUUUCGCGCCAGUAGAAGCAUCCGUGCCACCUCCACGAUGUCCACCACCGUGUACACGACGUGCAAGAAGUGCCGAAAGCCUAUCCUGCUUCCAGCGGCGCCGCUUGUCCAUGCCGGCCGUCCCUCAGGGAGCUUUUCGUUCUGCAAAGGGUGCCAAGCCAGCAUCACGAAGUGUAGUAUCUGCCACCUCCCCGUCCGCGCGCUCAUGUUCCAAUGUCCGGUCUGCAUGCACGGCGGCCACCAAGACUGCUACGGGAAGUACUACACCCGGCGCCCCCCGGACGAGACCAUCCCGCCGCCACUCCCGCAGGCGCUGCACCGGCCGGGACGCUCGCUCGACGUCGUCGCGCUCGGGCUCAGUCCGAACGCGAACCCGCCUCUACGCGGGCGGGCGUUGUCACGCGCGAACUCGGCGACGGCCGGGGACGGGGGCGAGUCGGACGAGGGUGAUGGGGAGGGCACGACGGGCAGCUACAGCAGCGCGAGGGGCCUCGUAGGCCCCGCGUCGGCGCACGUGGUGCUCGCGCGGUUGUGUGCUGCGGGGUGCGGGCACCAUUGUUGGGCGGUGGAUGAGAAGGGGCCAGGAUGA